UGGUGGACGAGAUUUCACAUGUUGCAAAAUUACACGAUUUAAUUUCAUAAUUAAGGCAUUUCUGUCGUAAUUUCUCGAGAUAAAAAGUUAAUCAAAAUGAAGACAAGAUAUAGUACCAUUGAUCUGCGGGUGGCAAUCAAUGAAGUGAAUUCCAAAUUGUUGGGGUUGCGUGUAGCCAACUGCUAUGACAUUGACCACAAGACCUACUUGAUAAAGCUGGCUAAGCCGGAUAUGAAAGCCAUGUUGUUGAUUGAAUCGGCCAACAAAAUCCACAUCACUGGUUACGAGUGGCCCAAGAACGUUUCGCCCUCUGGUUUCUCAAUGAAACUGCGUAAACAUCUCCGUACCCGUCGUCUUGAGAAGAUCGAACAGCUUGGUAUUGACCGAAUCAUUGACCUUCAGUUCGGAUCUGGAGAAGCUGCAUAUCAUCUCAUAGUAGAGCUGUAUGAUAAGGGGAACUUAGUGUUGACAGACUUUGAGUACACCAUCCUGAACAUUCUUCGAGUGAGGUCGGAUGAGAGUCAAGAUGUUAAGUUUGCUGUGAGAGAGAAAUACCCAUUGGAUGCAGCUCGUCAACCUGUGCCUCUCAUGCCUCAGGAUAAGCUGCACGAAAUACUGACUGCUGCAAAAGAUGGCGACCCCCUGAAAAAAAUCCUCAACCCAAACUUUGAAUAUGGUCCAGCAGUGAUUGACCAUUGUUUGCUGAGUGUUGGUUUCCCUGAAAAUGCCAAGAUUGGCAAAGGUUUCACACUGGCUGAAGACAUGCCAAAGUUAAUGUCGGCUUUGGAGUUGGCUGAGAAGCUCCUAGAGGAGACCCGGGCUGAGGGUGAAGUUGGCAAGGGAGGAUACAUCAUUCAGAAGCGGGAGACGAAAGCAGCAGCUGCAGGGAAUGAUGGUGGAGAACUCCUUACUUAUCAUGAAUUCCAUCCGUUCAAGUACAAACAGCAUGAGAGCUUCCCAUGUUUGGAGUUUGAAACCUUUAACCAGGCUGUGGAUGAGUUCUUCUCUCAGAUCGGGAGUCAGAAACUUGACAUGAAGGCGCUGCAGCAGGAGAAGACUGCUCUCAAGAAGCUGGAGAAUGUCAAAAAGGAUCAUGAGAAACGUGUUGGCGUGCUCCAGAAAGAACAGGAACAUGAUAAAACAAAAGCACAGUUGAUUGAGAUGAACUUAGAUACGGUUGACCGAGCGAUCAAAAUCGUGUGCAGUGCCCUAGCCAACCAGAUUGACUGGUCUGAGAUCUGGGACCUGGUGAAGGAAGCCCAGGCCAAUGGAGACCCUGUGGCCAGUUCAAUCAAGGGGUUGAAGCUGGAUUCUAACCAUAUCACCAUGCUGUUGGGAAGCCCAUUCUCCUACUUGGACAGCGAUGAAGAUGAAGACAGCAUCAAGCCGUGUAAGAUUGAUAUCGACCUUGGCCUGUCGGGCUAUGCCAAUGCCAGAAGGUAUUAUGACAUGAAGAGGACUGCGUCCAAGAAGGAACAGAAGACAGUCGAGUCUUCGACAAAGGCGUUGAAAUCUGCCGAAAGAAAGACGAAACAAACACUAAAGAGUGCUCAAGUUGCUGCCAGUAUCAAUAAGGCCAGGAAGGUGUACUGGUUCGAAAAGUUCCUCUGGUUUAUCAGUUCUGAGAAUUAUCUUGUGAUCGGUGGUCGUGAUCAACAGCAAAAUGAAAUCAUCUACAAAAAAUACUUGAAGCCAGGUGAUCUGUACGUGCAUGCUGAUCUCCAUGGUGCUAGUAGUGUUAUCAUUAAGAAUCACUCGCUGAGUGAUGCGAUUCCUCCCAAGACUUUGAAUGAAGCUGGCGUUAUGGCGGUGUGUAACAGCGCGGCAUGGGAUGCCCGCGUGGUCACUAGUGCCUGGUAUGUCUAUCACGACCAGGUGUCUAAGACAGCUCCUACUGGAGAAUACCUGAGCACUGGCAGUUUCAUGAUAAGAGGCAAGAAGAAUUAUCUCCCUCCAUGUUAUCUACAGUAUGGCUUUGGAUUUGUGUUCAAGCUGGACGAAGACAGUAUUUUCCGUCAUAAAGGUGAACGCCGGGUGCGGACAGCCGAAGAGGACGCAGCCUCCACCGUAGCAGAUAGUGAAUCUGUACAAGAUAGUCUGGACCUUUGCGAUGAUGAAGAGGACUCUGGUUCAUCGUCGGAUGAUGGGGAAGAAGAUGAGGAGGCUAAAGAGAAGAUGGAGGCUAUAGAUGAGGGAGCAGAGGGUCAAACAGAAGGUCAGGCUGAUUUGGGGGAGACGGCCUCAAAGUCUGACACAAAGAAAGAUGGUGCUAAUCGUGAUAUUGACGAGACGGUCAAAGCUGAUGAUGACGAUGCCAGUUUAUUUCCCGACACGAAUAUUUCUCUUCAGCAUGUUGGUGGAACUGAGUUUCAACUCCAGAGGGAAGUGAGCCAUGAACCAGCAGAAGAUGAGGACUACAAAUUCUAUCUUGGAGACGACAGUCCUCUUACUCUGGGAGAAAAGGCGGCCAAGUCUGGUGCCAAGAUAUCAGCGAAGCAGAGACGGGAGAUGAAGAAGAAGAAGGCCAAACAAGUUGAUGAGGAUGGUGAUCAAGAAGAUGAGACCAAAAGCUCCGAAGUUCUUGAAAGUCUUCAUGAGGCAGAUGACAGUAAAGCAAUUGAAGAAGAAGAACAAGGAGAAGACAGUGGAAACAAAAAGAAGAAGAAAAAGCAGAGGCCAAAGUCAGGACAGCAAAAUCAACAGGAGUCAAACCAACAGAGGCCAAGCUCGGGCCAACAGGAAGCCAAUCAGCAGGCUCCACCAAAACGAGGACAAAAGGCCAAGUUGAAGAAGAUGAAAGAGAAAUACAAAGACCAAGAUGAAGAAGACAGAGCAUUUGCCAUGGAGCUGCUCGGGUCUGCUGGCGUCAAGAAAGAAUCCAACAAGAAGCAGAAAGGCAAGAAGGGUCCAAACACACAACAAGGGAAGGGUCGGCCACAAUCUGCCAAGAAACCUCCUCCAAAGGCAAACCCCAUCCUUGUUAAUAAAUCCGAAGACGUGACUAUCAUUGAAGCUACAGAUCCCAAUUCACAACAACCUCAGAAGCCAAAACCUGAGCAAGUGCCAGAUGACGGAGACUUAUCCGAUGAUGAAAAACAGGCUCUGUUAGAAGAGGAAAAUCUACAAGCAGCAGAGGAUGUGAACACGUUGGACACCCUGACUGGAGUCCCACUGCCUGAAGACACUAUCCUGUUUGCGAUUCCAGUCUGUGCUCCCUAUAAUGCAAUGACUAACUACAAGUAUAAAGUAAAGCUAACUCCUGGUACAACAAAACGAGGAAAAGCUGCCAAGACUGCCCUGAACAUGUAUUUGCAUGACAGAACCGCUACAUCAAGGGAAAAGGACCUUCUAAGGACAGUAAAAGACAAUGAUACCUCGAGAAACAUUCCAGGGAAGGUGAAAGUAUCGGCUCCGAAUCUCCAUAAAAACAAGAAACGAUGAUAGAAUUUCCAUUGACACUUGCCAGAGGGAUGAUACUAUUGUGAUUAAACUGAUUAAAGCAGUUUAUUUCUUUGUUCAAUGACACUUGAAGAUAAUCAUCAGUAUACUUUGAUAUUGAUGCAAGAAGAAUGUAGAUGUGAAUAUGAAUAUGAAGAGUUCAGAUUCGAAUGCUGCUAAAGGCAUUCUGAAAAAAAUGAUAUGAUUAUGAUGAAAUAUAGCUGACAGUUCUUCAGAUCUUAAUACCAAACCAAUUUAAAUUCUUCAGCAUUCGGUUGAUCAUGCAGAAAUCAGAUCUGCAGUGUGGAUGCAUCAACAAAACGGGCAGUUCGCAUCAUGUCGUCAGCAUUUCCCAACAGCUUCAUCUGAAGUGUUGUCUCAUCGGGCCAGAACUUCCUGCGUGCCGGCUCUAGUAGUGGUGUGCUCUGGGGUCUGUUCUCCGUUGCCGCGCUCACAGUUUGCCGUUUCUCGGAUUCCUUGAGUUGCUUCAAGUGUUUGUUAAACCUGCAGUGUCCUGUCCGAAGCCGGUAUAUUGUCACCUGGCUCCUCCGGUCUAGUGUGUAGAUGUUGUCCUGUGCUGUUCUGUAACCGCCAGUCUUCCUGCUCCAGCUCGCUUUCUAGUUGCCUUUAGGAGGGUCUUGGACUCUGCAUAUGAGAUCCUGUGUUGGAACUGCGGGAGCAUGCUACCUUGCCUGGCUAGGUGAUCAGCUUACUCAUUUCCAUGCACUCCUGUAUGGGCUGGGAUCCACUGGAUGACAAUUCUCUUUUUAUAGAGAAGGGAAUCUAGCCUCUAGUAGGCUGUCAGUCAGAUUCUCGGCUUUCCGGCUCUAAAGAACGUUGAGGGCUGACAGUGACUCGGCCAUAAGGUCGAUGUUGUCUUCACACUUGGCACAGUUCCUGGCAGGGUAGUCAGCAGCGGUGGUGAGUGCCUGUAGUUCAGCUUUGUAGUUGGAAUAAAGUUUGCCGGCAGAGACUGCGAAGGAGUGCGAUUCUCUGUCAGUGUGUUUCACAAAAAUUCCGUUUCCUCCAUUCCCGACAGCAUUCUGUGAGGAUCCGUCAGUGUAGACAUAGGUCCAUGCGUGGUUGGGGUACUGAAUAUCGAUCAUCUCGAGAGUCGGAGCCUUCACGAAUUUCAAUUGGUUGGUUUCCCUUUGAGACUAUCCCUGGAAUUGUUGUUCUGAACUCGGGUAGCCUUCUCUCAGGGGUCCAGUUCGUUACUUUGAGAUCCUCACUCAUCUCCUGGUCGUUUCCAAGAAUGUCCUUGUGGUGACUUUGUAGGUCCAUGGUGAUAUGGUGGAAACUCUGGCGCUUCAGCCUGGUCAAUGGUUCUUUCUGGAGUUGUUGGUGUAGAGGAUGGGAGGGGAGCCGCUUGAUCUUCUCAGUCUGGAUGAUGGUCUAUCAUCUCAUCUCCAGAGGCUGAAUGUUGGCUGUUUUCUCGAUGUCACCUAUGGGUGUGCUCCUCAAGGCCCCAAGGAUGACUCUCAGGCCCAUCUUAUGUACCUUGUCUAGUUUGGCUUUGGUCGUUUUGGAGGCCGUCGUCCAAGAGUUGGAUGAAUAUUCCAUUACUGGUCGAAUGGCUCUAGUGCACACUUGCUUCAGGAUCUUCAUGGUUGCUCACCAGGACGUUCCUGCAAGCUUUUUCAUCAGAGCUAUUUUCUUGAUGGUUCUUUCUUGGACAGACUGGAUGUAUGCAUUCCAGGUUAGUCGUUUGUCCAGUGUGCCACCUAGAAAGACCGUUGAUUCAACCUCUGGUAUCGGCUGACUUCCAAAGUGGAGAUCAGUGGUUUCCUUCUUUGUGGUGAGUGAGAAGAGCAUUGAUACCCUCUUUGCAAUGUUGACAUCCGCAAACCACUUUUCGGUCCAUUCUUCCACCUGGUUGGCUAUUGCUUGGACUCUCUUUCUGGCUGCGCACACAUGUGUGCAGACAACCCAGGCUGCUAAGUCAUCUGCAUCGAGCGUGUUCUUGACAUGCUGUCCUUUUCAAGGCUGAGUGAAGCAGUCUUCUCGUUCCAGCUGUUGCGUGCUUGUUGCAGCUUCUCACGGUCAAACUGCGGUUUGACCUUGUUGUGUCUGGCCACGUUUUCAUCCAUUGGAUGGCUCGCCAUGUCCUCCAUGGCUUCACACAACUUGUGGUGUAGGUUGUCAAGGGUUGAAUUCCAGUAUGGCUUGUAGACGUGCCUUCUUUCCCGUGGGAUCAACUUCUUGGCAGCCGCAAGAGUGGAAGAUGUGGACAUGGAAGCAUUCUUGUCAACAUUCCGCCUGGAGAGUGGGAGUUCUUGGCUGCAUUGGUCUGCAAGGGUGCCGUGGAGUCUCCAAUCAGCUUUCUUGAAGUUCCAGCUUGGUGACAACUUGGCAUCAUCCACUUGUCCUUGUCUGACAAUGUGUGGGAUGAUGGGUUUGUGGUCACUGCUCCCCGGCUGUUGGCAGACUUCUCGCUGGGUUAUCCUUUGGAUCUUGUCCAUGGCGAUGGCAAGGUCAGGGCUGCUGGUUUUCUUCCAAGCCCGGGAGUAGUAGUAGCUGGGGUCGUCAUCUGGUUUGUUGUUGACGACAAGCUGAUUCUCGAUCAUUCAUUGCUCAACCUCUUCACCUAUGGAGUUUAGGUCCUUGUAUCCCCAACUCGGAGAGUGACUGUUGAAGUCCCCCACCGUGAGCCACUCUUCUGUGUCUGUUGAGAUGUCCUCUAGUUGUACUUUGUCGGUUGGAGAGUAGAGAUUGCAGACAGUGAGGUGACCCUGUUGGGAAGGCAAGCCUCACAGUGAUGUGCUCUGUUCCUGCUGAGUCCGACCUGUUCGUUUCGGCCGACGCGAUGGUUUUCUUGACUAGAGUUAGUACUCCCCCUUUUGCUCGGUUUUCUCUGUCAUGGCGGUGGCAUUCAUAGCCUUGAAUGGAAAGUUGUGGGCACUGGUAAGAUGCGUCUGCUGGAUGCUGCAGGCAUCUACUUCGUGUAUUUUGAGGAAGUUUUGGAGUUCGGUCUUCUUUCUUCUAACUCCUUCUGCAUUUCAAUGCAUUAUCCGGAUUUUGUGACUGGUAUCACUUCUCUGACCUCCCUUCGUCACAUCAGGAGGUACAGAGCGCCAGUCACUUGGAUUGGGCCCCUUCGAGGCAGAGGGCCCGGCCUGGUGCCGUCGAUACUUGGCCGUCUCCCAUAUUGACGACACCACAUCGCUCUAGUGAUAUCUGGUGCAUGAUCUUUUCCAUUUAUACCUAGAUGCCCGAUUUGGCACGCCAUCGAGGCUGGCAUCCUCCAGCUUCGGUGCUGGCUUUCUUCUUCAGAGUGCUCGUCUCCUAGACUGGCUGCAUUGGGCUGAUGCAUCCGGUCUACUCGAGUUUUAUGCCCGAGUUUCCAUCUCCUAGAUGAAUUGCCAGAGCUUGGUGGUGUCCUUUUCAAGGCCGAGUGAAGCAGUCUUCUCGUUCCAGCUGUUGCGUGCUUGGUGCAGCUUCUCACGGUCUAUUAACUUCGCUUUAACCUUGUUGUAUCUGGCCACGUUUUCAUCUAGAUGAAUUGCCUUUGCCCGGCUGAUGAGCUCCACCUUCCCAGAGCUUUCUGGUUUUGAGGCACCAGGACUCGCCUUUAGCACCACCACUGUUGGUGAGAUCACCCCCGCCACGGGAAGGCCAGGGUUUGAGCUUGGCUGUCAGAGGCUUUGUCUUCGCUCACCAUUGGAGCAUUUUGGAGACAAGGAGAGCUCAUCCUUCUUGUCACCCUGGCAUCAACAGUCCUUUUUGGGGCAUUUUAACUAAAAACCAAAGGCAAAGAUCCGAUAGUAAACCAAGUAAAAAGCACUUCUUAAUGCCGCAACCAAUGCAUUCACAGUAAAUAAGAGUAUUUUUUUACUUAAAAUGACCUCUGGUGGACUUGAUGGCUAUUGCAUCUGAACUCCGAAGGCCUGCAAGGCAAGACAAUCUUAAGUCAUAUGGUUUAUCAAAAAUAUAUAAGCGAGCCUUAAAUAUUUUGGGGUUUAUUCAUAGGACUUUAGGUUGCAUAAUGCCUUGCAGACCUUCUCAUAUACUGGUCCAUCUCCUUCCUGAUAAAAACAAUGGUGUAUGUCUUCCAAGACAGAUAUUAUAAUUGAUGAUUACUUCUAUUUGGCCGUUAUGUUUUAAAACCCGAAUUUGUUUGGUCUUAUUUGGUAAGCACAUUACCCAAUGCAGUUCAUUAUCUUAUGUUCAUCAUUAUCAAUCAAAUAAAUUAUUAUCACAAAUCAA
Molecule: messenger RNA, 7644 nt
Organism: Lineus longissimus
Lineage: Eukaryota; Metazoa; Nemertea; Pilidiophora; Heteronemertea; Lineidae
Product: ribosome quality control complex subunit NEMF-like
Exons: 31
Coding region: 97-3441 (1114 amino acids)
Biological process (GO): rescue of stalled cytosolic ribosome; ribosome-associated ubiquitin-dependent protein catabolic process
Cellular component (GO): RQC complex
Molecular function (GO): tRNA binding; ribosomal large subunit binding
Source: RefSeq, a predicted model, not a curated record